Drosophila ficusphila is the source of this 629-nucleotide messenger RNA. It is a transcript of the gene Dpm3, whose product is annotated as dolichol-phosphate mannosyltransferase subunit 3. The record is from RefSeq and is a predicted model, not a curated record. The coding region runs from base 97 to 381 and encodes 94 amino acids. The transcript is spliced from 2 exons. Lineage: Eukaryota; Metazoa; Arthropoda; Insecta; Diptera; Drosophilidae. Gene Ontology annotation, biological process: GPI anchor biosynthetic process. Gene Ontology annotation, cellular component: dolichol-phosphate-mannose synthase complex; endoplasmic reticulum membrane.
CUCUGAACGGUCACUCUAAAUCUUGUUGCUCUGUUUACGUGUAGAAAAGUGCGAUUUUUUUGGAUUUAGUUUAGAUUCCUUUAAAAUUAAUUAAAUAUGACAAACUUACAACGCUGGCUGUUUUAUGCAUCUCUUUUUGCGGUUCCCUACCUAGCAAUUGUUUUGGGAACAGUGCAAACGCAAUUUACGACCAAGUAUUUCCUGCACAUUCAACUUCUGCCGCUCUUACUUCUCGUGAUUUUCGGCGUAUAUUCCGUCUGGACUGUUCUGUAUAGAACACUCACUUUCAACGAUUGUCCCGAAGCCGCCAAGGAACUUCAAGAUGAAAUUCUGGAGGCGCGCAAGGAUUUGAUAGCCAAGGGAUUUCGGUUUCGCGAAUAAGAAGCAGAAAUUUCGGCCUCCAAGGACUUGUGCAUGUUUAUCUGUAAUUCCAUUAUUUAUAAAAAUCACGCAAAUGUACCUGUGACCACUUUUUGUGUGGGAGGACUACUUGUAAGGGUUCAUUUCCCCAGGUGGGAAAAGUUGGAAAGCAAAAACCUGCCUAGGUUUUGUAUUUAAACAUAAGAAAGGUCAAAGGAAUGAGAGAAAAAUAAUAAAGGAAUCGCUUUCAAUGGCGAAUCGGACGACUA